Closterium sp. NIES-65 is the source of this 4788-nucleotide messenger RNA. NCBI's taxonomy places the organism in Eukaryota, Viridiplantae, Streptophyta, Zygnematophyceae, Desmidiales, Closteriaceae. The record is from the annotation of a GenBank genome assembly.
AUGGGGCGGCAUGGCAGAAAGAAGCGCAAGGGAGGGGGUGAAUGGGGGAAAGGCGCGGGGGAGGUGGUGGGCGGACGGGGUGGCGGAAGAGGCGAUUGGGGAAGGGGAGGGGGGGGUGAAGCAGGGGAGGGGGCGGGGGUUGGGGGAGGGGCGGAACGGGAGAGCGGCCUGGGGGGAGGUGCGCGGGGUAGGAGCGGGGUAGAUGGGGGAAGAGGGGGGGGGUGGGGUAGAGAAGAAGGAUGGGGAAGAGGGGAGGGCAUGGAGGGAAGGGGGAGAGGCGGCAGGUGGGAGCAUGGUGGCAGGGGCUGGGGGGGAGGCGGAAGGAGAGGCGGAGGUCGAGGAAAGGGAGGAGGCGGAGGUAGGAGCGGCAGUUUUGCUGGUGCUGCUGCUGCUGCUGCUGCUGCUGCUGCUGCUGCUGCUGCUGCUGCUGCUGCUGCUGCUGCUGCUGGUGGUACCACUAGUGGCGGUGGUGAGGACAAGGCAGAAAUCACCUGCCUUCCACUCGGUCAGCACGGGGCAGGACGUGGGGAAAAGCUGUGUGGUGGUGCGCGUGGGGGGCAGACUCAUGUGCUCCCUUCCGUCCCUGCACCAUCAUUCUUCCUCCCUGCAUUCCAUGCGGCCAUUGGUUGUUGCCAAUGUGCCAUCAGGAGCGGGGCAGGACGUGGGAAAGAGCUGCGUGGUGGUGCGCGUGGGGGGUCUCAUGUGUUCCCUUCCCUCCCUGCAAUGCACCAUCUUUCUUCCUCCCUGCAAUGCACCAUCUUUCUUCCUCCCUACAUCCCAUUCGUCCAUUGCUCAUUCCGCACUGUGUCGCCAGGAGCGGGGCAGGACGUGGGGAAGAGCUGUGUGGUGGUGCGGGUGGGAGGUAGAGUGGUCAUGUUCGACUGCGGUAUGCACAUGGGCUAUCAGGACGCGCGCCGCUUCCCCGCCUUCCCCCGCCUGCGCGCCUUCAGCCACGGGCAGCACCCUCAGUGGCAGAGGCAGGAAGGGGAGCAUGUGGACUACACGGGCAUCAUUGACUGCGUCAUCAUCACCCACUUGUGCGCUCCUCUUCUCCUCCUUCUCGCUUCAUGGUCAUGGGCUGGGGUCUGGGCGCCUUCCGUUCUUCCCCUCAUCACUGCCAGCAUUCAUCCCUCCUGCAGCAUCACCCACGCCUCUCACACUUUCCUUCGGUCUGGCUCGCUCGCCCUCCCCUCCCGUGCACCCAAGCGAUCUUCUUCCAAAGUUACUUUUGAGAUCGUUCAAAAGUGGCUCCCGUGGGGCUCACAACCGCCCGUACCCCACCAAGGCCCUCGCCCCGCUGAUGCUGGAGGACUAUCGGCGCGUGGCGGUGGAGCGGAGGUGCUGCUGCGGGCGCUCCCAUUCCUCCCCCCCACUCUCUCAUGUGUCCUUGCACCUCUUUCACCACUCCCCACUCCCCAGUACCCCACCAAGGCGCUGGCCCCUCUGAUGCUGGAGGACUAUCGGCGCGUGGCGGUGGAGCGCAGGGGCGAGGGCGAGGAGGGGCUGUUCUCCAGUGCGGAUAUCACUGCGGCCGUGGGCCGAGGUGAGGGGGACGAGAAGGCAGGAGGCAGGGGAUGCGGGGGGGCAGUGAGGGGCAGGUGCGGGUCCGUGAAGGGAGGUGGCCGUUGGGCGAGGUCAGCGAUCCCGGUGGACAUCCACCAGAGCAUUCAAGUGAACGAGCACAUCACCAUCACCCCCUACUAUGCCGGCCAUGUGCUGGGAGCAGCAAUGUUCCACGUGCAAGCGAGCAAUGGGGCGUCAGUGCUUUACACUGGUGAUUUCAACAUGGCACCUGACAGGCACCUGGGAGCAGCCAGGGUGGAUCCGCGCCUUCGACCCGACCUCAUGAUCUCCGAAUCUACCUACGCCACGACCAUCCGCGAGUCCCGGCGCAGUCGAGAAGCAGACUUCCUGUCGCGCGUGCACACAUGCGUGGCAGCAGGGGGCAAGGUGCUCAUCCCAGUGUUUGCCAUGGGGCGAGCGCAGGAGCUGUGUGUGCUGCUGGAUGAGUACUGGCACCGCAUGGGGCUGGAUGUACCCAUCUACCUUAGUGCUGGUAUGUACCCAUCUACCUCAGUGCUGGUAUGUACCCAUCUACCUCAGUACUGGUAUGUACCCAUCUACCUCAGUACUGGUAUGUACCCAUCUACCUCAGUGCUGGUGUGCACCCAUCUACCUCAGUGCUGGUGUGUACCCAUCUACCUCAGUACUGGUAUGUACCCAUCUACCUCAGUACUGGUGGGGGGUGUGAGUGGCACUGGCAGGGAGGCAGGUGCUCAUUCCAGUUGCGAGCCCUGCCCUGGCCUGCCUUUUCCCCUCUCUCCUCCUCCUCACCCUCUCUCACCCUCCCCGUCGAUCCCUCUCCUCCACACUCACUCCCCCUCCCCUCCACACUCACUCCCCCUCCCCUCCGCACUCACUCCCUCUCUCCUCCUCCCAGGCCUCACCUCCCAGGCCACGGUGUUCUACAAGACUUUGCUGACGUGGACCAAUCAGCACAUCCAAUCAGCACAUGCCAACCGCAACAUCUUUGACUUUCGACAUGUGCGGCCAUUCGACCGGGCCCUACUGGACGCCCCGGCGCCCAUGGUGUUGUUUGCCACGCCCGGCAUGCUCUCAGGGGGGCUCUCCCUGCAGGCCUUCAAGGCCUGGGCGCCCCACCCCUGCAACCUGCUCGUGCUGCCCGGAACCUUCUUUGCUCUCGCUACUCGACCGCAUCCGCCCCACACUAACUUGGCAAUGCCGCCCUUAGCCACGCCAUACACGUGCAGAGUGGAGAUGGGGGCACCCUUCGACCACCGAAGCAAGGCCGUCUGCCCCAUGCUAGAUCCAAUUUCAAUAAUCCCAUUUCACUUUCUCAACUCUUCUUACCCUCUUGCUCCUCUCUCCCUCCCUCCUGCCGCCCGCGGGUCACCCUCUGCCGCCCAGGUUCUGCAUGGCCGGCACAGUGGGCGGCAAGAUCAUGGCCAUGGCCUCCGCCAAUGCCUUUCUUCCUCCCUCCUGCUGCCCGCGUCUCCCCUUCUCCCUCCCAGGUUCUGCAUGGCGGGCACGGUGGGCGGCAAGAUCAUGGCCAUGGCCUCCGCCAAUGCCGCCGCUGCUGGUGGUGGUGGGGGGGGUGAGGGUGGUGGGGAUGGUGGAAGAGAAGGGGGAGGGGGAGGCGGAGGGAGGGUAGCCGUCGACCAGAGCACGCAAGUGGUGGUCAACUGUCAGGUGCAUGUGCUCUCAUUCUCCCCACACACUGAUGCGAAGGGCAUCACCGACCUUAUCCGCCACCUGGCGCCACGCCACGUCAUCCUGGUGCAUGGCGAGCGUGCGAAGAUGGCGCAGCUACGGGACAAAAUUGCCGACCAGAUGGGUAUCCCCUGCUUCACACCGGCCAAUCACGAGACAGUUAGGGUGCCUGCGACGGUCACUCAAAAUGUUACUGCUCCACCUGCAAUGGUGGUUGCUGAUGGCUUGACAGGGAAUGGCACAAUGGGGUGUGGAGGGGAGGAAGAGUUAGAGGAAGGAGAUAAGUCCUUGCUGGAGUCAUCGCGCAAGUUUUACGAAGCGAAGCACUCUCUUGCGCAGCACGGCGUGCGGGUGGACGGCGUGUCAGUAGAUCUGGCGGCGAUGAUGGCGCUCAAGGCGGACGCCAUAGAAUCCCUCACGUCGGGCGUCGAGCGCAUGUUCGAGCAGCACCGCGUUAACUACGUCAAGGGCGCGGGCCGCAUCACAGGCACGCACGAGGUCACCGUGAGCCUCCUAGACGCGGACGGGCAGGUCGGGCAGGCGAAAAAAGUCCUCUCGGCGAAGAAUAUCAUCAUCGCGACGGGAUCAGACAUUCGGCAGGUGCCUGGGGUCCCGAUCGACGAGAAAAAAAUCGUUUCGUCGACCGGCGCUAUGUGCCUUGAGAAGGUUCCGGAGAAGAUGCUGGUGGUGGGCGGCGGGGUGAUUGGACUGGAAAUGGGGUCCGUAUGGAGUCGCCUGGGCGCGGACGUGACUAUACUGGAAUUCGCGGAUGGCAUUGGCGGGUACAUGGACAACGAGAUUCGGCAGGAGUAUCACCGCAUUCUCGAAUCCCAGGGGUUGAAAUUCCUCCUGGGAACCAAGGUGGUGCGUGGGGACGCGUCGGGAGAAGGCGUGGUGCUGCAGGUAGCGCCGGCGAAAGGAGAGGGCGAGACGCGGGAGGUCCACGCUGACGUGGUGAUGGUGGCGGCAGGGCGCGUGCCUUGCACGAACGGGCUAGGGUUGGACGAGGUGGGCGUGAAACGAGACAUGAACGGGCGGAUAUUCGUGGAUAGCCAUUUCAGGAGCACGCGGCCUACUGUGUAUGCCAUAGGGGAUGUGAUUCCGGGUCCCAUGCUGGCGCAUAAGGCGGAGGAGGAUGCUAUUGCAUGCGUGGAAAACAUUAUAAACGGGCACGGGCAGGUGAAUUAUGCGACGGUGCCCGGGAUUAUUUACACGCAUCCGGAAGUGGCGAUGCUGGGUAUGACCGAGGAGGAGCUGCAGGCAACGGGGAUGGAGUAUACCGUGGGUAAAUUCCCCUUUAAAGCGAACAGCCGGGCGCGGGCGAUGGGGGAAGUGGAGGGGUUUGUGAAGAUUCUGGCGGAUAAGGCGACGGAUUUGGUGCUGGGGGCGCAUAUACUGGGGCCGAGCGCGGGCGAGCUGAUCAUGGAGUGUGUUCUGGCCAUGGAGCAUGGGGCGACCACGCUGGAUCUAGCUCGCACAUGCCAUGCUCACCCCACGCUCACAGAGGCUGUCAAAGAGGCCGCUUUGGCUGCCCAUGGCAAACCCAUUCACUCGUGA